This is a messenger RNA of Magallana angulata, 858 nucleotides long. RefSeq names its product calsequestrin-1-like. The transcript is spliced from 2 exons. The coding region runs from base 16 to 288 and encodes 90 amino acids. Lineage: Eukaryota; Metazoa; Mollusca; Bivalvia; Ostreida; Ostreidae. The record is from RefSeq and is a predicted model, not a curated record.
UGUUCUGCAUGCAAUAUGAAGGUGCAAGAAUCUCCAGGUGGGAAAUAUUUCAAAUGCCUUGAAUGCGACAUUGUCCUCUGUAAGGUGUGUUACGAGCAGGAGGUUCAGCUUGAGGAACACAGCCUAGCUCAUGAUAUGAGAAAAAUGCAUAUAUCCAGCGAAGGAACAACAACAAAACAAGAUGAUGAAGACGACGACGAAGUGGUUGAUGAUGAUGAUGAUGAUGAUGAUGAUGAUGACGACGACGACGACGACGACGAUGAUGGGGAUGAGGAUUCAGAUGACUGAUGUUUCUUAUUUGUUACAGAUAACCAGUUGAACUUCAAUAUCCUGAACACUGAUAUCUCAAAAACAAUUAAUAUGUCGAAAAGAUUUUUAAGUUCUAACCACUUAUUAAUAAUUUUGAGUACAAUUUAAACAUCGAUAUCUUGAAAAAAAUGAAGCUUUGCAGGAGUACGCUGUAAGAAAUAACAUUUCAGAAAAAGUAAAAAGUGUACGUCUUUGAAAUUUUAAACACAUAUUAAUACGACAAUUGGGGUGGAUUUUUUUUAGUAUAAAAUAAAUUAAUUGUACCAAUCAACAUUUGCAAUACUCCAAAUAUUAGGUAAAAUUUGGUGGAUUUUCUUAAUUUGAGAAUACCCUGUUAAAAACCAGACGGUAGGCUUUGAUGUAAUUUUACACCUAAGAUUUGAAAAAAAUGUGUUAUCAAUCACAUAAUUUAAUUUUAGAAAAAUUCCCAUUGCAGUAUUUUUCAGAUCUGCUUGAGAAGUGUUGAGAAUGACAAUUUCUUAUAUUCUUCCUUUAGUAAAUAUAUUUUUUUCUUUGUUUUUAAUAUAAAAUGAAAAAAAUAAAUCGUCA